This is a messenger RNA of Aureobasidium pullulans EXF-150, 1390 nucleotides long. Its product is annotated as FAD/NAD(P)-binding domain-containing protein. Gene Ontology annotation, molecular function: FAD binding; monooxygenase activity. Bases 110 to 1342 code for a protein of 410 amino acids. NCBI's taxonomy places the organism in Eukaryota, Fungi, Ascomycota, Dothideomycetes, Dothideales, Saccotheciaceae. The record is from RefSeq and is a predicted model, not a curated record. The transcript has 3 exons.
GAAACCCCUCUUGAAAUUCUCAUCUUGGGUGGAGGCGUGGCAGGUCAGUCAUUCCCCAUCGCUGUUGUUUUCACAAUGCUAAUGCAGAUUGUGAGGCCUCACGGCUGCCAUGGCUUUGGCCAAGUUCUCACCUGAGUCCGCACCGCCAAAAAUCCGUGUCUUCGAGAUUCGUCCCAAGCCUGGAGUCAUCGGCGGCGCUGUCAACCUGACACCGAAUGCUCUGAGGCUGCUCGACCGUCUGGAUGUGUUACCGAUCAUGCGAGAGAACAACUACGGAAUGGAAAUUGACGCCAUUGAAAUUUUCAGUGUGUACCAACCAGUACAGCUGGGAGAGUCAAGCUUCAGGGGACCUGAAGGCAAAGGUCUUGGAAAUCCGCCAUACAAAGCAUUACGAGUCACACGUGCGGAUGUGAUGAAAGCUCUCGUCGAAGCUGUCGAGAAAUGCCCGAAUGUCGAAUUCACCUGCGGCAAACGAACAACCAAAAUCGACGAAGAUGCAGAGACGGGCAUCACAUUGACCUUCGACGAUGGUACUACAGCUCAUGGAGAUAUGCUGGUUGGCUGCGACGGUAUCCACAGCGCUACUCGUCUCAAGCACGUCGAGCCCGAACGAAAAGAAAUAUACUCUGGCAUCGCAAACGCCUUUGGCUUCGCACCUCUCAACAAGGACAACCCGAAGAUCCAGGAUCCGAGCCAAUUGCAUUUCUACAAGACGGCGAUCAACUUCGCACGCCGCGGCAUGAUGCUGUCGAGCUUCUACGAGCCGACCAAAACUUCGGUCUACGUUGGAGGUGUAUUGCAAGUGCCCGAAAUCGAAUCACGGGAUGGCUGGAAGGUACGCGGCGCUGAUCAAGAGGCUACGAAGCAGGAUAUGCGAGAAAGAUUCGCUACUGAUGACGUUGUGUUUGACGACCUCAAAGCUUUGAUAGACACGGCGGAAGACUGGUUCAUGUGGCCAAUUUCCACCCUACCGCCAGGAGGCCGUUGGGCUACAGAACGUACGAUGCUCUUAGGUGAUGCAGCUCAUGGUAUGGCGCCGCAAGGCGAGGCUACAGGAAUUGUACUAGAAGAUACGGUGUUGUUUGCGAGGUGUCUGGCAAGGCAGCAGGAGCUUGGUACCGGAGGCUUCAAAAAUGCGUUUGAAGCCUAUGAAAGAUUGCGAAGAGACCGCAUCAACGCAGCGUUUACAGAGUCUGGAGCUGUCAUUAAGACCGUACAAGACGCUGGAUGGCUUGGUCACAAGAUCAAAUGCUUUGUGGUGCCGUGGUUCUUGUGGUUCACGAGCGGUAAACGCGAGAAGCAUUUCACCGAGGAUGUCACCACAUCCGAUCUCGGCUUUUGAUAAUCGACGCAUGUAGACAUGACUCACGACUUCUAGCGUUAAUGAGCA